AUGUCGGGCAUCUUUAAGAAUAAAAAGGAAAAGACAGGCCAACAACAGACGAGAAGUUCUCCUAAUGCCUCUACCAACUGGGGUGAUGAGGAGUACAACAAAAUCAUCGAAGGUGUCAAACGAGUCUACAAGACCAAAAUCAAGCCUUUGGAGGUGACGUACAAUUUCGAAGGUUUUCAUUCUGCUCCCUUGACUGAUUCGGACAUCGAGGCAAAACCCAUGGUCUUGCUGCUUGGUCAAUACUCGACUGGUAAAACUACAUUCAUUCGAUACUUGUUGGAUAAAAAAUAUCCUGGUGAGCAUAUUGGUGUGGAACCUACUACGGACCGCUUUCUUGCUGUCAUGAAUGGUGCUGAGGAUCGCGUUAUCCCAGGUAAUGCAGCUGCUGUCAACCAAGAGCUGCCAUUCCGUGGGUUGAACCACUUUGGACAGGCCUUCUUGUCGAGAUUCCAGGUCUCUCAAACGCCCUCUCCUGUGCUGGAGAACAUGACCAUCAUUGAUACACCCGGCAUUUUAGCUGGCGAUAAACAGCGUAUUGAACGUGGUUAUGAUUUUACUCAAGUGACAGAAUGGUUUGCACAACGUGCCGAUCUGAUCCUGCUGAUGUUUGAUUCCUACAAGCUGGAUAUCUCUAACGAGUUCAAGAUGGCCAUUCACAGUUUGAGAGGACAGGAAGAAAAGAUUCGAGUCGUGUUAAAUAAGAGUGACAUGGUAAGCCAGCAGCAGUUGAUGCGAGUGUACGGUGCCAUGAUGUGGUCUUUGGGCAAGGUCGUGCAAACACCCGAGGUGAUGCGAGUCUAUUUGAGCUCAUUUUGGACCGAGAAGCCUCCCAACUGCUUUGAAGACUGUCGAGAAUUGAUUGAGGCCGAAUCCAAGGAUCUUUUGGUGGAUUUAAAGGAACUGAGAAGAAAUGCAGCAAUUCGAAAAGUCAAUGAAAUUGUCAAGCGAGCUCGUUUGGCUCGAGUACACGCGCUCAUCAUUGGCCAUCUCAAGAAGGAAAUGCCCUCCAUGUUUGGUAAAAAGAAAAAGCAAGAAAAGCUGCUGCAACAUUUGGAUCAAGAGUUUAUCAAGAUCCAAAACAAGUAUCACUUACCAGCUGGUGAUUUCCCCAAUCCAGAGAAAUUCAGACAAAAUCUCGCUUUGUACGAUAUGGACAAGUUCAAGUCCAUCAAGGAGGAUUUGUUGGAGAGAGUGGAUGAAGCACUCGCUGUGGAUCUGCCUAAAUUGAUGUCGCAAUUCCCUACGGGUAAUCCUGAACUGGAGAAAUCGCAGCUGAAUCCAUUCGAUAUGGCACAGGGCAACCCUGAAGUUGUUCACAACGGUCAAUUGCCUCCCUCCUUCUGGGAAUACAGCAACUUGGAUAAAUCCUCCUAUAUGCCAACCUUCCAGAGCCUGCACCCCAGAGAUGGCAUGGUGUCGGGUGCUAACGUCAAGCCCAUCCUCGUGGAAACUGGAUUGCCUAAUGAUAUGCUUGCUGAUAUUUGGCGAUUGGCUGAUUGGGAUAACGAUGGCUAUUUGGAUGCGGAUCAAUUUGGUGUCGCUAUGCAUCUAAUCAAGGCAGUGCAAUUGGGCGCUCAAUUACCUCCCAAGCUACCACCCAGUCUGAUGCCUACUCGUAAAAUCUAA
Molecule: messenger RNA, 1626 nt
Organism: Mucor velutinosus
Lineage: Eukaryota; Fungi; Mucoromycota; Mucoromycetes; Mucorales; Mucoraceae
Exons: 4
Coding region: 1-1626 (541 amino acids)
Biological process (GO): endocytosis; endosomal transport
Cellular component (GO): cytoplasm; plasma membrane
Molecular function (GO): calcium ion binding; protein binding; GTP binding
Source: RefSeq, a predicted model, not a curated record